This is a messenger RNA of Xylaria bambusicola, 430 nucleotides long. RefSeq lists its product as uncharacterized. Lineage: Eukaryota; Fungi; Ascomycota; Sordariomycetes; Xylariales; Xylariaceae. The record is from RefSeq and is a predicted model, not a curated record. The coding region runs from base 33 to 263 and encodes 76 amino acids. The transcript has 3 exons.
CAUGACUAACGAAUGCCUUUUUUUUCUUGAUUAUGUACGGACAGGAGCUUGUGGCAUGGCUCAACAGUCUUCUACAGCUCGAUAUGACCAAAGUCGAGCAGUGUGGCACUGGGUACACAAAAAACCACCAUCGCGAACCUUUGCAUAAUUUCUUUUCGCUACCCCUCCCCCACCACAAUAGCCUCGCAGGCACACAGGCACACGAGUAUUUCGUGUCACCAACUAAGUACCAAUACGUAGCUCGGCUGUUAAAACAAAGCUAGCAAGCUUUAGCCGCCGCCAGACACACAUAGGCGAAUUCACCGCCUCAUCAAACUAGGGCUUAUAGACAAUAUGCACCAAUCACUCUUAGGACUGUAGGUCGGGUCCUAACCUGGGGUCUUUGGGGGAUUUGGGGGGCGUUUAGAUCUCGAAACCAAACACACCGCAG